AUGACCUCGCCUCUGGUGGGCAGACCGCCCACAUGUCUGGCAUGUCUCAGGCGAAUCACAUCACCAGCCUCAUCAUCACAGACCGGCAACGCCUCGAUCGCCCUGACGCAGGUGCGAGGGAAGAAGACAGAGGGUCGGCUUCGAGACCAAGGCGUCGUCGUGCGACUGCUCAAGGAUGUCCCGCAGUUCGGACCAGAAGGCUCCAUCUUCCGCACCGAUCGUGGCCGCAUGCGCAACCACUUCUUCCCCAACCGCAAGGCCGAGUACAUGACGCGCGCCCGCCUCUCAGAGCUGGGCCUGACCAAGCAGGACAUUGGCGAGCGUGACUACAUGUUCGGCCUUCUUAUCCUCCUCCUCCCCUUUCUCACUGGCUUGGCGGCUGCGGCGGCGGUGGUGAUGAUAAUGAUGCCUGGGCGAUCGACAAACAAGCUGACUCCUGACAAUACACAGCCCAACCGCGCCCUUGAGCUGAUGCAGACCCUGAUCGACGAGACCCUCAUCUUCGAGCGCCGCCUCGUUCACCCUCCUCCCGCCGCUGGCAAGACAACCGCCUCGCCAGAACCAUCCUCAGCAUCGGCACUGGAGCAAAAGGAGAAGGAGGCCGAGGAGAGGCGCAAGAUUCACGGGUCCGUGUCGCUGCAGCACAUCGCCAGCGUUGUGAAGGAGAAGAUGAUGCUCGACCCGGAGGCGGUCCGCAUCCAUGUGCAGCCUGAGGACAUCCAGUUUAUUGGGCUCGGGGCUGGCGUGGACAAGGUGGAGAAGAUUGGAUCGUUCGAGGUGGAGAUCCGGGCGCAUGUUGGCAAGGCGAGGGUCGAGCCCAUCAGAAGGACGAUCACGGUUGUACCGCAUUAG
Messenger RNA from Cryphonectria parasitica EP155, 852 nucleotides. RefSeq lists its product as uncharacterized. The coding region runs from base 1 to 852 and encodes 283 amino acids. Gene Ontology annotation, cellular component: ribosome; mitochondrion. Lineage: Eukaryota; Fungi; Ascomycota; Sordariomycetes; Diaporthales; Cryphonectriaceae. Gene Ontology annotation, biological process: translation. Gene Ontology annotation, molecular function: structural constituent of ribosome. The record is from RefSeq and is a predicted model, not a curated record. The transcript has 4 exons.